AAACCCUAAAACAAGAAUAAAAGAAAACAAAAUGCAGGCGCUGCUAGAGACUGAACUGAACUCUCCGGUAAACGCCACACACAGAGAGCAAGUCGUCCAGGUUUUCCUUUUUCGUAUUUUCUUCCACUCUUUUACCGCUGCAAUAGCAGUCAAUCGCGUCGGAGAAAAACUCCACCUCGUAACGUGAUUCCGAGCCAAAGCGGCUCAUUUUCUUUCUCUCUCUCUGGAUCUAUCCAUCUCUAUGGUUAUGUCUGAUUGAUAUUGUGUUUGUUUUUGCAAAACCUAUAUGAAUUUCUACUUAACCUCUGUUGCAAUAAAUCUUGAAGAAUGCUACUAUAAAUCUUUAUUAUUAUAAUUUUCUCUCUGGCUCUGGAAUGAUGCGAUUUAGCCAAAUCAGACAUUAAUGUGCUCCAUGAGGCAACCGAUAAUAUUAUCUGUUUUGAUCAUGUUGAAGCGCAUGUCUCUGAUGAUUAACAUGGAGAUUAGGUGUUUAUAUUCCUGACCAGAACCAGUUAACCGCAAUACUUUUCUUGUCUUAUAUUUUUUUGACUAAUUGUCUUAUAUACUAUCUACAUUUUAUGCUUGCUAGCAUUUAUGCAUGGUUCACAUACAACUCCAAUUAAUGGAGAGAAAAAAUGGAAUCCAAGUGCAUGUGCUUGAAUCUCUGAUUGCAAAUGCUUUUGAAGAGUAUUUCAUUUUCAGAUCCUGCAUAACAUUUGUUGGAUUGAUUGUCUCCUGGUAGACUUGGAGUUAUCAUGUCGUGUACUGCAUACUUAACACCGAUCAUACUUAUAAUCUUAAUGAAAGACUUGUGUCCACACUUCUUAGAAAUUACCAUGUUAUUAGUGGAUUUCAUCUUAUAAUCUUUGUUCUAUCAAUGCUGUAGUUCAUAAUGAGUCUCUUUUGCAGGUUUGUUUGUGUUGAAGGUUUGGGCGACAUCUUUAUCAUUACAUCGUUUACCUUUGCAAUAUGAUUAUUCUGCUUUGCAUUAUCCUCACCAUCAUGAAGGGUCCAACCCUUAGCUUUGGAAAUAUUGGUCAAUUAAUUAUUAUUAUAGGGAUGAGGACAAAAAUUUGAAAGUUGGAGAAGAGCUAUGGAGAGAAACUCUGCCAUUGCAAGGUGGCUCCUGCUUUUAUCAAUUACAAGGUCUGAAACCCCUUACGUGAUACCUGCUAGCUUUUCGUUACAAUUGAAGAGAAACAAGUCAGAUUUUGUGCAGAACAAUAACAGGAGAUUGCUCAACACUGAAAAGCUAAUUUUUAAGACCGAUAGCGAUCAGGAUGAAACCCAUUUAAUAUUGGUAACUGUGGAGCCAGAGGGAUUUCCUGCAAAACCGCAUGUACCCGAGAGGCAAUUUAUUAUCUUUAAUAUAGUGUGCGAUGAACUGCUGUUAGGCAUACCCUACAAAGCUUGGUGGGUAGUGGCACUAGCAUUUGUGUGUCUCGGAAUUGCAUUCAUUGUCCCUUCCUUUCUUCCAUCGUAUUUGCUACCAAAGAAUCAAGAGCUACAAUUAGAUCGUGUUUCGAAAACUUCUUGACAAGCUUCCCAGGAUGAUAUAGUUAUUGUAUGAUUGUCUAUCCAAAUGCUGAGGCACACUACAUACCAUUGAAAAUAGAAUCUUGGAAUUCACCUUCUGACGACUAGUUUAUCAAGUUUUGUACCUUUGUUCCAGCAGUUGUAAUGUAACAGAACUACUAGUCUUUGGUUUAUUUUGCUUAUGUUGAUGCUUACAACUUUGUGAUGUUAUUUUGCUUAUGAUACAUUUACAACUUUAUGAUGUUAUUUUAGUUAUCUUCUCUGUCA
This is a messenger RNA of Trifolium pratense (red clover), 1803 nucleotides long. RefSeq lists its product as uncharacterized. The record is from RefSeq and is a predicted model, not a curated record. The coding region runs from base 1094 to 1537 and encodes 147 amino acids. Lineage: Eukaryota; Viridiplantae; Streptophyta; Magnoliopsida; Fabales; Fabaceae. The transcript is spliced from 5 exons.